UCCUCGUUGUCGCUAUCUCUGCGACUGCGAGGAUAUUCGCAUAUGUUCGUAGGUAUACAAAAGUCUUUUGGUGAUUCAAAAUCAACGAGUAGUUGUGUGUGCGUUCGUUUAAGACCAUCCCUAACAUCGAGGUUCUUUUCCUUGGCAGCGAGUUGAUUAUUCAAGAUGACCACUGAUCAAAGACAUGAGAGAAAUAAUCCCGAUGAGAGCUACGGAGAUUGUUAUGUGUACCUGUAUGAUGUACCAAGCUUGCAAGAAAUAGCGUCUCAUGAAGUAGUUCGAGAAAUAUGGCACAUCAAUCUAUCAACAUAUCAUCCUAUGAAAGAUAAAGAAACGAAUGUCAUCCCUUGUAGUGAAUUCCUCGAGUACUGUGACGAAUAUGGAUGCCAACAACAGCAGGCAAAAGAGAUGAUAAUGUAUUUGAAAGUUCCUCAUUGUGUUGAGGAAAUGCUCAAAAAUUCCCUCAAAGCGUUUUGUGCACAGAUUAGACAUUGGGUUGGGCAUCUUCUGCGAAUAGUAUUUCGCCACGUAUAUCUGAGGGGAAGCCACGAAAUUCAGGGCAUUGAUCCAAAAUGGUGUAUUUGGUCAAUAUAUGAUGAAAUAGACUACGAGAAAAGCGCGAGAAAAAUUCUAGAGAUCGGCAGUUUGACUAAUUUGCAGAAAUUUCUCAUCAUGUGCGAAUAUUGCAUGGAAGAUGAGAUCAAAAAGUUUUCGUUGGACUUGUUGCCAUCUGAAUUCAUCGAGAAAGUGGACUUCUACACUCAUCGUUCCAAUUUCUAUUGGAUUUGUUUCCUUAAAAAUGAACUUCACAGAAUGCCAGUUGAAAAUCCUCUUUUUGCAGAUCUCAGCGAGCAUCAGAUGAUAUAUUCUAAUGGUGUGUCCGGGAAUACAUUUUUCUGGUAUCGCUUAAGUAACGAUGAUCAAGUACAAAUAGCAACUGAUUGGAUUCGUAAAGGACUGGUGAGGGACUUCACUUUUUUAAAACAAAUCCUUUCGGUAAUGUCGUGGUAUCAGCAACAACGUUUAUUGUCUGAAUUGUCCGACAUGUCUGACAAAAUCAUUAUUCGUUUUGCUGUGCGUUCAUCGCGAAUUGCACUCUGGAUGUGGAAAUACUUCAAAGAUGAGAUGGCUGUAGAACAAUUUCGCAAGUUCUUUUGUGAUCUGAUAUGCAGUGGAACAUCAACGUCUACAUUGCUUGAGAUUUGGAAAACCGCUUCUGAUCAACAGAGAAAUUAUUUCAAUUUGAACAUGUCCGAAGAGUUCAUUUAUAGUUACAUUCAAGCUAAAGUUUUCAUGUUUGGUUCAUUGGAGGCUGGAAUUUUGAGAACGAGAAGAAACUUGAUGUUGCAAAAACCGACCCAAGAUGUUAUGCCAUGGCACAAUCCGUAUUUGCUGAACAACAUAGUGGAUGGUCGUUCACCAUGUUCUGAAGACCAAUUGACGUUUAUGAAAUUAGCUAUUGAUUCUUUCAGAUUUGUAAGACAUUUAAAACGUAUAUUUUAUCAACGAAAUCUUGAAAUGUUUGACAACGAAUUGAAAGCUUACUUUUUGCAAGAUGUUAAUGCUGCCCGCGAGUACAAACAAUUAUUCCUAUUUCAGGUAGACAGGAGUUUUAUUGAUGAACUGCGCCUAAUUACAAAUGUAAAUUUGUGGGACGAAUUUUGUAAUUUUAUUGAGGAAGCUUUCGAAAAUGAUGAAGCAGGAGCAUUGAAAGUGAAACGAAGAUUCAUAUCUAGUAUAGCCUUUUUUACUCUCUGGAGUAGACUAAUCGAUCCACAAUGUUACUUUGAUCUCCGUCGUGGUUUUGAUGAUUUAACGAAUAUCGUUGAAACGGUGUUUGGAAACAAGACACUGAUCGUCAUAAAACAUGAUUUUUCUAUUUUUUUUCGUGAUUUAAAGAUGUUAUGCUCUUUCGUGAAUUUUGAUGAAAAGUUCAACUCGAAGUUUGAGCUGUGGAGUUCAGUGGUUUGGGACGAUGAAGUAAAUGAUUGCGAUAGUGAUUCAAAUGUACAUGUUUUCAGUGAUGGUGACGAUGAGGAUACUGAUGAUGAGGAUGAAGAUGGAGAGGUUAGGGUUUUGGGCGAAAACGAAAAUAACGAGAUUUUGAAUGAAGACGAAAUGUGUAUGAAGAGGAUAGGAGUUUGGGUAAAAAUGAAAAUGACAGGAUUUUGGACGAAGACGAAAAUACUGAAUGUGGCGGGACUGAUAUCGAUGUAUUUAAUUUUUAAAUAUCUACGUAGGUAGGUAUACUGGUUAGUAAUAAGUAUGCUUUGUAAUCUGAAAUUAUUAAGAUUAUACUUCAAAUAAUCAUGAAAUUAUAAAUAAGGAUUUAUAUUCUUUCAAUUUACGUACUAUAGGUAAUUACAAUUACCUAUCUAGGAUCGAUCAUAAAUGAAGAAUUUUCUAUUCUAAUAAAUAUGUGAUAAGUACGACUAUAAUUUUCAAUAUGUAAUACCUGCUGUGCUGUACAUUUUAUAAUAUGAUAAUCGGAAAUCCUCUAGAUUAGUUUUUCUAUCAAGAAUAAAAUAAGAAUUGAACAUUUCGAUUGAUGUAAGCAAUAGUAAGCAUAAGUGUGAUUAAUUAUUAGACUAUCAGUUUUCAUCAAUUUUUUUCUUUAAAUGAGUUUUUCUCAAAAUCUUGUUUUUCAAUCCUUCAACUUCAAGAAAUGAAAAAAGGUGGGAAAAAAUGAGCUAGGAGGCUGGGAUUGGUCUCAUUCGACUCGGUAUGAUGUCUAGUUUUCAAAAUGAAAAAUCCGACUUGUGGUCCCUUUUGUCAGAACAGGUCACAUAGGUUUAGAUAGGGAAUUGCUGGGGAAACGAAUUUUAUUCCACUUAUAGAGGUUUUUCACUUACAUGAGUUCCACUUAUCCAAGUUUGACUGUAUUUGGGAAUUACGUGCUGCAUUUUUCUUUCGACAUGUAAGAAAAACGGGGAUUUGGUAUUUUUUUUCAUGAGGUCUCACAAAAUCGUCACUUAGAAAAAAUGGAACUUUGGAAAUAACUUAUCCUUUACAAUGUAUACUUACAGAACUCUGAACACAGUUUCUCUGUAAUUUUAGCUUCUUCCCUCCCUCCCCCCUCCCUCCUCGUUCUCCUCAUAAGAGCUACAAUUCGAAAAAACCACAACGAAAAAUUUUCUCAUCUAGAAAUUAUAUACGAUAUGUACCUCUACUGUACCUUACUCCAGAAUCUCUCAAUACGGAUUGUAAUUAUGCUAAACACGCCCUUUUUGAAAGAAGUUUCAAAAGUAAAUAGUCGUGGAGUUCCGUGGGAGAUCUGAAAACAACUCGCUGCAACAGGCUCGAGGUCUCAUUUUUUCUAACGUCUAGAUAGAUCUAUCCCUGACAGUAGCUCCUAACAAAGAGCAUUUGGAAGUGUAACGGGUUUUGCAGUUAGAGCUGAAACAUGGUCUACGUUAUUUCCAAGAUGUAGUCAGAACCGCCCAUUUUUGACCAAGAAGCAUUUCUUCUCUAUUUUGCGUGUACCAGGCAAAAAUUUAUCAACUGUCGAAAUUUCAAGUGCUAAAGUGCUUUUUACGAUUUUUGGCGAAUUUUUGAAAAUCAAAUUUAUUAGGCCGAAAUGAGGGAAAGAAUCAAAAUUUUACCAAAUUAACCUAGAAAGUUGAAAUUUGGGAUAUACCCUAUUUUCGACCUGCCGAAUCGACUGGAAACUGUUUCAAACCGUUUUGAGCAGUUCUGGAGCCUCUAGUAGAUUUUUGAAAAUUGAAAUUUCCACAAAAUUUCAUAAAAUGGAGUUGGAAAGCCGAAAUUAAUUCUGCAAACUGAUUUCAAUACUCUGUGAAGUCAACUGCAGGUAAAUUUCAAGUCGUU
Messenger RNA from Planococcus citri (citrus mealybug), 3828 nucleotides. RefSeq lists its product as uncharacterized. The record is from RefSeq and is a predicted model, not a curated record. Lineage: Eukaryota; Metazoa; Arthropoda; Insecta; Hemiptera; Pseudococcidae. Bases 166 to 2244 code for a protein of 692 amino acids. The transcript has 2 exons.